AUGACCUCCAGCAACGGAAUUGAGCAUGACAUGGGCGGCCCGGCUGGGGAGAGCGAGCCAUUUGAGGGCAAUACCAAUGAUGCUGUGCCUCGACCGAAGAGGAUCGCGUGCAUUUUGUGCCGCAAGAGGAAAUUAAAGUGCGACUCCAACAAACCGAGCUGCGGGACGUGUUCGCGCUUGAACCACCAUUGCGAAUACUCAGAAGAGCGGAAGAAGAGCGGUCCAAAACGAGGGUAUGUUAAACUGCUGGAAGCGCGUCUCAAGCAGGUUGAGAACUUGCUCGAGACAAGAGAUGCACCUUCUGAAAGCACUGCACGUGCGCCCGCACCCCCGGCGGCAGCGGAUGCCUUUGCACCUAUGCCGCCCUUGGACAUGGCCGACGUAGUCGACACUUCCAUGUCCGGGAUAAUGCCAGACAAUAACUUUACAGAUCCAACGCUGGUGGGCUUAUCUGAUUUUACCAUGAAUGCCAACGACGACUUCUCAUGGGAGAUGAUCGGGCUCGGUCUUGAGGAAGCGUUGCCCUCGCGGGAGGUGGUUGACGAGCUAAACGAGAUCUACUUUGAAAAGAUCCAUCCCUCUUUACCAAUGAUUCACAAAGCGCGGUUUCUGGCCUCCAUGGACCUCGCACCCCAUAUGCGCCCGGCUGUUUGCCUAAGAUAUAUCAUGUGGACUCACGCCUGUGCCAUCACGUCCAAAUAUUCCGCUUACACCGAGCACUUCUAUGCACGGGCUCGAAAAUAUGCCGAAAUGGAUGAGAUGAGAGGACAUGGCGAGGGCAUGAUUACUGUCGCCCACUCACAGUGUUGGACUUUACUGGCUUGCUAUGAGUUCCGAGUCAUGUACUUCCCACGAGCCUGGAUGAGUAUCGGGCGGGCUGCGAGGUUGGCUCAAAUGAUGGGUUUACAUCGACAGGAUCGUGUCGGUCUAGACGUGAAACAGACACUACCGCCUCCCCGCGAUUGGACAGACCGUGAGGAACGGCGGCGGACGUUCUGGAUGGCAUACUGCCAAGACAGAUAUGCUAGUAUUGGAACCGGGUGGCCGAUGGUCAUUGAUGAAAGAGACAUCCUCACCAAUCUGCCUGCCAGUGAGGAAGCGUUCGCCAAAUGUCAACCAGAACCGACGCUGCAACUGUCUGACAUCUUGAACGGAGACGGCGCGUCUUCUCUGUCCUCAUUCGGCGGCGUUAUUCUCAUGUCAACCAUAUUUGGGCGGAAUCUAACACAUCUGCAUCGGCCUUCGGACCAGGACAACGACCACGAUCUUAACGGCGCUUUUUGGAAACGACACCGGUCUUUGGAUAACAUCCUGCUCAACACGUCUCUAUCCUUACCUCCGGCACUUCGUCUUCCAGCAGGCCUCCACGAUGCGAACACUGUUUUCCUCAACAUGAAUAUACAUACAGCUACCAUUUGCUUGCAUCAAGCCGCCAUAUUCAAGGCGGACAAAAAUCGACUACCAGCUCAGAUAAGCGCCGAGUCAAAGCGGCGUUGUAUUGUCGCGGCGGACCAAAUCACCAACAUAAUGAAAAUGAUAUCUCACCUGGAUAUGUCUAGUAUGAACCCCUUCAUUGCGUUCUGUCUUUACGUGGCUUCACGUGUAUUCGUGCAAUACCUCAAAUCUCGACGGGAGGACACGGCAGUUAAAUCAUCGUUGCACUUUCUGCUUGCCGCGAUGCAAGUGUUGAAAACCAAGAAUCCGCUCACCGAGUCAUUCCUGGUGCAAUUGGACGUCGACCUGGAGGGCAGUGGGCUGGAUAUCCCGACCAAUUACUCGCGGUGGAAAUUUGGUCACCGUCCGCCGGGUGAAAUACCUGCCAACACGGAUAGCCUCAAAUGCUCGCCGUUGUUUGAGAUUCGCGAUGAUCAAAGCCGCAAUGUAGCCGAAAGCCUUCCCGGAACCGGGACUAAAGGGAUACAUUCGCCCUGGCCUACGGAUCCCAACGCUGCGACCGGGGCUAGCAGUUACCCCAGUCUGUAUGCAUUUGAGAACUCCAGCAAUAACGCUCAGAUAGGUCAGGAGAAUGGGUUUGGCUUCUCUAUACAGUCUGUCGGUACCGACACUUCCCCGGAUACCUCGAACCAAGACGGCUCGGGUUCAAGACAGCAUUCGAACCACCCGACCCCUUCGACCAGUUCGAAUCAAAACUCGUCGCAUACGUCCUAUACUUCGCCGCCAAACCAAUCUGGCAGCAGUAACCCCGCGAACAGCGCGCAAGGACAGUCCUCGCCGGGUUUCAUCUAUUCGAAUACCGCUUUCAACAUGAAUCCACCGGGUCAGCUACCGCUAGGCGUCUCGCCGCAGCAGUCCAACCUGAACUUCGGCUCUACUGGGGUGACUCCGGGUCCGACAGGCAUGACUCCCAUACCUGACGCGCUCUGGCCGGCAGAUGGCCUACCUGACGGGAACGAAUGGAUGUUUUCGUGGCCGGGGUCGACGCCACAGCCACAGUGA
Molecule: messenger RNA, 2457 nt
Organism: Cladophialophora yegresii CBS 114405
Lineage: Eukaryota; Fungi; Ascomycota; Eurotiomycetes; Chaetothyriales; Herpotrichiellaceae
Exons: 5
Coding region: 1-2457 (818 amino acids)
Biological process (GO): regulation of DNA-templated transcription; DNA-templated transcription
Cellular component (GO): nucleus
Molecular function (GO): zinc ion binding; DNA binding; DNA-binding transcription factor activity, RNA polymerase II-specific
Source: RefSeq, a predicted model, not a curated record